Spirodela intermedia is the source of this 2202-nucleotide messenger RNA. The record is from the annotation of a GenBank genome assembly. Lineage: Eukaryota; Viridiplantae; Streptophyta; Magnoliopsida; Alismatales; Araceae.
AUGAGAAGGGUAGGAGGGCCGCUGCUCUGCGUCGGGGAUCUGCUCCAAGACCUCUCCGAGGACGCCGGCGCCGCCGCUGCCGUCAUCUCGCCUUGUCCGUCUAUCAGCGGCGACGCGUCGCCACUCCCGCCGUCUCAUCUCCGCAGUCUUUUCGAGGUUAGUCGGCGGGAAGAACGUGAUCUCCUCGUGCGGAUUCAUCCAUCCAGUAUUUCUUUUUCUUUUCUCAAAUUUUCGUCAUUCCCCUCUCGAUAACUAAUGGCUGCUUCUGUUCGGAGCGUGUAAGAUUUUCUUCGUUCCUCAGUCGUGCCAUGAUGAUUCGAUAUUAGGCGGUUAGAGCCCAAGUCCUUCAUUCUGCAUCAGAGCCAAUUUCUUGUAUCAUAAGGGAAUAUUAGGAUUUUCUUGAAACCAAAGGCCUCAACAUUUUUUGCCCGAAGUAAAAUGAAUGUUGUAGAUUAUUUAUUGUGGUGAAGCAGGGGAGCUUUGGCACCAUGGAUGCAGUAAAUUUUAAACAACCGAGAAGACUGGGAAAAAACUAUUUUUUUUUUACCACUCGUCUGGAGAGAAACGCUUCAGUUGAAGGAAAUAAACUUAAACUUCAUGUAUAACUGGCUGUGAGGAUGCAUUUCCCUCACCUCCAGAAGAUAAUCCUGUCAGCUAUGGUUGAUUCAUAGCUGAACAUGGUUAGACCUCAUAAUUAAGCACUAAUGUUGUGCUUUCUUUCAUUUUUUUCAACACCUUUCAGACAUGAUACGAGUGAUUUCUCAUUUGCGUAAACCGUAUUUACAUGACAAGAAUUAGCCAAUUCCGAUUCCUUGCCACUUUAGAUGCUUCGUCCAUUAGCUUUGGGAUGAAAUGCAAUUUUACAAGCCAUUCGCCCUUAAACCUGCGUGGUGGAUGUUAUCCGGAAAGUAAAAAGAAAAAUCAACGAAAGUUUUCAUAUGUCAGGAAUUGCACGUACGCUGUCUCUCUAUAGAUCUCUAUGAGAUGCACGUAUUUUAUUAAAUUUGAAACGGAUUCUAGAUCCGAUUUUUCAUAUGGGUUUCCCAACAUUCAUAAACUCCAAGCAAAGUUUUUUAAAAAUUCCAUUUAAAAUCUUUGAUUAUAUAGCGUUCCUAUAUUUUUCUUCUGUUUUGAGAAAGAAAUAUGUCCGUCAUCAACAUAUCUUAGUGAUUCUUUGGCUACUGUCUCUUCUUCAUUCUAUGUUAUUAUUUUUCUUGAUGUGUUCCAUAGGUUUUAUUUUCGUUAUGUUAUCUGUUCAUUUGAUUUUUUAAUGCUCUUGGCAUCAAAGAUAUAUCAUCUCCAAUAUAUAUGUGCGGGUGGCAUUUCCUGUGGGUUACUAAAACGUGAUUACUAAGCUCUGAGAUUGCUCUCUUCGAGAUCCACAGCUUAGAAAUUACAUGAGAAGUUUAGAACAUUGAGGCUUAUCCAGAAAAAGAGAACUAGCAGCUUCAUGAAACGCACCUUGCUUCACUAAAAAAUAAUUGGAUUUUGUCAAUAAACUAUAAAACAAUCUGUUGCCCUUGCAGUACUUGAAAUUUAUUUGAGGCUCUUUGAGAGGGUAGGAUAUUUAAAACAAGGGAAAAUGUUGCAUUUUAUUGACAAAACAUGAUGGUGUUGAUGCUUUUGGCUUGUGCUAGAGCUAUAGAUAAUUCCUACUCAGACUUUGCUGAUCGCGAUGCUUUUACCCAGCACUAUACUUAUUCUACAUAAUUAACAUGGGAGUUCCCCUCACUUGGGGGUAAUUAAUCCUAAUGAUGAUAAAAAAUAUUAAAUAAUAGCAUGUCUCUAAUACAAGUUAAGGAUGAUAAAAGAUUAAAUAAUACCAUUUUUUUCAUUGGCAACAGGCGACAUAUGAUCAGCUGACUGAGUCUCUGGCAGGGACGGAUCACUCAUGGACCCAACUAACCUUGAAGGUGAAUUUGCAUCUACAUUAUUUUUAUUUCAUCAUCUGAAAGUAGAAAAUCUCCCAUUUGAGAAGGUCUAAUGGAUCUCCACCCUUAGCUGUGCUCUGCAGUUGAAACAGCAGAUAAAUUAGUUAGUUUAGCCCAAUCAAACGCUGAGGUUUUGCUGGAUAAGGUUAAUAGUCUUGACAACAUCAUAAAACGCAGCCAUUCUGCUGUUGAAGUUGCAAGAGCUUUGUGUGGCGAAAAGUCCAAGAGGGAAAUGGCUACCAAUGAUUGUGUCAGGGGAUCUGAAGAGUGA